GUGUCUUCGGACCUCUGUAAUAAACUCCCAGACUUCGGUGCAUCCUUCUACGUCUUGGAAGCUGAGAGCAUAGUCCUUGCCAUCCGGUUCCGUCCAAACAAUCAAGGUAUCUAUAUCGUCCAUCCAAUAUCACCAGAAAUUCGACAAGGAAAGAGAGGGGAAUCAGGUCAGCAAGAGACGAUGACAAAAAUAAAAGAGGGGGAGGCGUUGAAAGAAGAUAUGCGCACCAGCUUGUCGUUGGUAAACAUCGUCUGCUCUGACCGUGAUUUGGAGCAAUACUUCUUGUGUCUCCUCCGAUUUGGCAAUAAGCUGGGCUUCGCGGACUUGCUCGUCAUAUUCCCCGGAACAAAAUGCCGUGCCGAGGUCUUUCCAUUGCUGUUCGACAAGUUCAUAGACCUGUCAGACGAAAGGGAGGGGGGGAGAUAG
This is a messenger RNA of Acaulospora colombiana, 426 nucleotides long. Lineage: Eukaryota; Fungi; Glomeromycota; Glomeromycetes; Diversisporales; Acaulosporaceae. The record is from the annotation of a GenBank genome assembly.